Molecule: messenger RNA, 2922 nt
Organism: Photinus pyralis (common eastern firefly)
Lineage: Eukaryota; Metazoa; Arthropoda; Insecta; Coleoptera; Lampyridae
Product: DNA-directed RNA polymerase I subunit RPA2-like
Exons: 5
Coding region: 96-2072 (658 amino acids)
Biological process (GO): DNA-templated transcription
Cellular component (GO): nucleus; RNA polymerase I complex
Molecular function (GO): DNA-directed RNA polymerase activity; ribonucleoside binding; DNA binding
Source: RefSeq, a predicted model, not a curated record
CACUGGCCACCCGCCAUCAAAUUUUAAAAUGGAUCUCUGUAGUUAACCACAAAAAUUAGAAAUAAACGCUUAAUUAUUAUUGAAUGUGAUAUAACAUGGACGCGCCAUCAUUAAAAAACCUCACGGAUUUCAAGUAUAGCGUACCCGCAAAGGAGCAGAGCUUUAUUCUGCAACAACUGGGGGCACCCCACGUUUCCAGCUUUAAUUAUAUGGUAAAUAAGGGUUUGAACGAUGCAGUUUCCAGUCUACACCCUGUCGAAUUCACUCUACCGUCCGGGGAAAGACUUUCCCUACGGAUUGAGGAUGUAUCCCUAAACUACCCCGCAGUGCCUUUGGGAGUUGUUGGCGUGAGAACUCAGCAGAUUUUUCCGACAGAAUGUAGACAACGUAACGCUACUUACUGUGGGAAGUUGAACGGUAAAGUCAGUUGGUCGAUUAAUAACGGGCCACGUAGUUACAUAGAUCAAGACUUUGGUAACAUACCGAUUAUGAUUAAGUCGAAUCGAUGUAACUUGAAUGAGAUGACGCCCAAACAGUUGGUGACGCACAAAGAGCACGAACAGGAAUGGGGCGGUUACUUCAUCAUCAGAGGGCACGAGAAAUUAAUCCGCAUGCUGCUUAUGACGAGGCGUAAUUAUCCUAUCGCGAUUAAACGAGGUGGUUGGAAAGGAAGGGGCGAUCUUUUUUCGGAUGUUGGCAUACAAAUCCGUUGCGUGAAUGACAGUCAAACUUGCGUGCCCAACACUUUACACUUUGUUACCGAUGGGACAGUUAAGUUUAUGUUCGCCCACUUAAAAUUGGUAUAUUACGUUCCGGUUAUGAUGAUAUUGAAGGCGACGUGCGACUAUACUGACCAAUACAUUUAUAAGAGACUAACGGAGGGGUUCGAAGACGAUUCUUACUACAGCGAUUGUAUUCAGAAUAUGAUGAGAAAUUUACAUGCGGAAGGUUUACAUUCGCACGCGGAUUGCAAGGGCUACCUAGGCAAAAUGUUUCGUGUCAAAUUUACGGAAUGUGCCGAAUGGUUUACGGAUGUCGAAAUUACUGAUUACGUUUUAAAGAGUUGUGUGCUGAUCCAUUUGAAUAGUCCCGAAGAUAAAUUCAACUUGCUCGUGUUUAUGAUACAAAAACUGUUCGUCUACGCUCAGGAUAAUUGCAAAACUGAAGGAGCUGAUGCGGUUAUGAUGCAAGAGCUACUUCUCGGAGGUCAUUUGUACCUGCAGGUUUUAAAGGAGAGAUUGCAAAUGUGGCUGAUUUACCUGCGUGCGAGUAUAUUGAAAAAUGCGAAAAGCGGUGCAGGAUUUGCUUGCGGAGAAAAGGAUAUGGCACGAGCCUUGAAAUAUACGGGUGGCGUUGAGACUGUUAUGCAAAAAUUCUUAGCGACUGGUAACAUCAACAGCCCAUCCGGUUUGGGGCUAAUGCAGGACUCGGGAUUGGCGAUUAUUGCAGAAAACAUCAAUCGGAUGCGUUACAUGUCGCAUUUUCGUGCCGUACACAGGGGUGCCUUCUUUCAAGAGAUGCGCACGACGGAAGCGCGUCAGUUAUUGCCGGACGCGUGGGGUUUCAUUUGUCCUGUGCAUACACCUGACGGUGCACCUUGCGGCUUGCUCAACCACCUUACUAUGAAUUGUAUUGUGACAACUAACCCGGAUGAGGAGAUUGUCGCCACAAUACCUGCAACCUUAACAGAAUUAGGCAUGGUACCCUUCAAAGGCAGCCACGCCGGGCUGUGCAUUAAAGAAUGUUACGUUACCCAAUUGGACGGACGAGUGAUCGGAUACGUACAUCGUAGCAUUGCGGAUAAAUUGGUGACCAAGCUCAGAUGUCUGAAAAUUAAAGGGGAGGAGGUUCCCAACACGUUAGAGAUUGUAUUGGUGCCAAUGAAAGAUACACCCGGCCAGUAUCCGGGAUUAUUCCUAUUCAGUGGGCCGGCACGCAUGAUGAGGCCCGUUUAUAAUUUGGUCUUUAAGGAAAUUGAAUUUAUAGGAACGUUCGAGCAAGUUUAUCUCAAUGUCUGUGUAACUCCUAAAGAAAUGUAUAAAGGUAUUGGUAUUAUUUGGUGGUCAAUGUAAGGAUGCCCAUUGUGGGGAUAUUUGGGUAAGAUCUAAUUUUUUGUGUGCAGUUUCACUCGCAACGCAUGCGCAGUGCUUCCCCCUACAUUCUACCGGCAUGAAAAAUCAAUUGUGCAAUCUACUUACAAGUCAGUUACAGACAUGCAGGUUAAUGUAUGCACGUAAGUUGCUGUCUGAUAUCACUGUCGAGUCUGCCAAUCUAUUCUUGCCUUUAGUAAGCGUCUUUCUUUUAGUAGGAAAUUAUCCUCCCCUCCCCCAAUCAAAAGGUAGAUUCAAUGAUCGUUUCAAAAAAAACCACAAACUUCCUAGCAAAGGAAGACUUGAUAAUUCCCAUCAUAAUAGAUCCCUCCAGACCCCCCCAGUGCUACGCUGUUCCCCAUAAAACGUUGUGCUCUCAAGGAUUUGAUAAUGUUGUGGGGAAGAUGAUCAGAUUCUUUUCUCCAAAAAACUAUUGCACAAAACGGAGCUCUAGGGGGCAAAUUUAUACAUACAGUGAUAUUUAUUAACAAGUAGACAUAUAGGUUUAUGUGUAUUGUUUUUCCCUAUGUCCACUUUUAAAAAUCAAAUUCUCUUCUGAAUGGCGCCAAUACAACUCUUAAAAUCGAAUAAACACCUGGCUACGCUUCUUAAACUGUUACCAGUACUAUACCAAUUGACAAUAUCAAUUUUUUCGUCAGUUGAAUACAUCGCACACGGACGAAAAUAAAAAUACGGAAGCCAAAACAACAAUAUUCAAAUUAAUUAAUAUGACCGCCAGAUCUUUAUUGGUUUUAAAAAGGUAUUUAGGUUGCAUACACUUAGGCGCCCUUCAGAAGAGUGAUUUUUGUCAUUUAAAAGUAGACAUAGGGAA